Ascochyta rabiei is the source of this 732-nucleotide messenger RNA. RefSeq lists its product as uncharacterized. The record is from RefSeq and is a predicted model, not a curated record. Bases 1 to 732 code for a protein of 243 amino acids. The transcript has 3 exons. Lineage: Eukaryota; Fungi; Ascomycota; Dothideomycetes; Pleosporales; Didymellaceae.
AUGCCCGCAUUGUCAGCUUGCCAACGAGACACAAUUCUCAGACAACAAUCAACACGCCCGCCUUUUGCACCCUUCACAGUCUGCUGCGACCUCACCUGCACUCCUCCACACCACCACCACCGCCACCACCAACAACCCCUCACUAAGCAACCCCCCCGCUCUCCGCAGCCAUGGACCAGAUCAAGAAGCGCAUGGAGGCUCUCCGCGUCGAGGCCGACGAGAGCGGCGCCAAGGCCGAGGAGUACAAGGCCAAGGUCAAGCAGCUCGAGGGCGAGACGACACAGAAGGAGCAGGAGAUCACGUCGCUCUCGCACAAGAACUCAGUCCUCGAGGGCGAGGUCGAGAAACUCGAAGCGCAAGUCAAGCAGUUCAAGGACGAGGCCGGUGCAGGUGCUCAGGCCGGAACCCAGGCCGAGAGCCUGCAGCGCAAGAUCCAAGUGCUUGAAGAAGAGGCUGAGGAGUCUGACAGGACCAUCCGCGAGCUCAACGAGAAGCUCCGCCAAACCGACGUCAAGUCGGGCCACUACGAACGCAAAGUCCAGGCUCUCGAGCAGUCCCGGGACCAGUGGGAAACCAAGUACGAGGAGAUGGCCAAGAAAUACGCCGACACCAAGAAGGAGCUCGAUGACUUUGUCAAGGAGAUCGGUAACAUCUGAUCUUCCUGGCCACAACUCUCCUUUGCGGUGGUUGACUCUUGCCAGUGGACUACCCCGUCUAGAGCGCCAAAUCUAA